AUGGCUUCAGCGCACCUCAGCCAGGACGAGUUCUUCGACAAGCUCGGCCAUCUGUUCAACCACAGAAAAGGCAGCGACCAUGGCGCCAUAUACCUAACCCAGAAACGCCUCACAUACGACCCCUCCGAAAAGUCCACAAUGGCAAAGCUCUUCCCCGACCUCCUCCCCAACAAGCCCCUCCCCAUCAUCGUCCGCGCCACAAACGGCAAGUCCAAGCGCGACCGCUCCGACAAGGACAAGCUCUCCACCGUCGUCGAACCGCACGAGCUCGAGGCCUUUUACGCGCGCUACGCCGACGUCUGCAAGGCGGGGAUGGGGGCGCUCAAGCCUAGGGACAAGAAGAAGUCGAAGGCCAAGGCGAAGAAGAAGAAGGCUACUGCGUAG
Trichoderma harzianum CBS 226.95 is the source of this 384-nucleotide messenger RNA. RefSeq lists its product as hypothetical. NCBI's taxonomy places the organism in Eukaryota, Fungi, Ascomycota, Sordariomycetes, Hypocreales, Hypocreaceae. Gene Ontology annotation, biological process: SRP-dependent cotranslational protein targeting to membrane. The record is from RefSeq and is a predicted model, not a curated record. Gene Ontology annotation, molecular function: 7S RNA binding; endoplasmic reticulum signal sequence receptor activity. The transcript is spliced from 3 exons. Gene Ontology annotation, cellular component: signal recognition particle, endoplasmic reticulum targeting. The coding region runs from base 1 to 384 and encodes 127 amino acids.